This is a messenger RNA of Penicillium nucicola, 1005 nucleotides long. RefSeq names its product UDP-glucuronic acid decarboxylase family protein. The record is from RefSeq and is a predicted model, not a curated record. NCBI's taxonomy places the organism in Eukaryota, Fungi, Ascomycota, Eurotiomycetes, Eurotiales, Aspergillaceae. The transcript has 4 exons. Gene Ontology annotation, biological process: D-xylose metabolic process. Bases 1 to 1005 code for a protein of 334 amino acids. Gene Ontology annotation, cellular component: cytoplasm. Gene Ontology annotation, molecular function: NAD+ binding; UDP-glucuronate decarboxylase activity.
AUGGAUAAUAACGAACGUCCACUUAAGGUGCUCGUUACAGGCGCAGCCGGCUUCCUGGGUUCCAAUUUAGUUGAUUUUCUCCUUCAAAAAGGCCACUCGGUGAUCGGGCUAGACAAUUUCCAAAGUGGCUCAUCCAGAAACUUGAAACACUUGGACAAUCACCCUCGAUUCGAAUUCCUUAAAUCACUGAUGCACUAUGACGAACUCAGUCAUAGUAUCUAUUCUCCCAUUCCAGAUAUAGAAGGACUGGAUCAAAUCUACAAUUUAGCUUGUCCAGCAAGCCCAGUUCACUAUCAGAAAGAUCCAAUUUCGACUCUAGACACCUGCUACCUUGGAACACGGAACCUGCUAGAGCUUGCAAGAUCGAAAAAGAUUCGAAUCCUUCAAACGAGUACUUCAGAAGUCUACGGCGACCCAUCUGUCCACCCCCAACCAGAGAAUUACUGGGGCAACGUGAAUCCAUUCGGUCCCCGAUCCUGCUAUGACGAAGGCAAACGCGUGGCCGAAGCUCUCUGCUACGCAUACCGCGAGCAACAUAGCGUUGACAUCCGCAUAGCGCGGAUCUUCAACACGUAUGGACCACGCAUGGGCGCCAAUGACGGACGAGUAGUUUCAAGCUUCAUUGCAUCGGCAUUAGCUGGAGAGAAUCUCAAGAUUACCGGAGAUGGAAUGGCGACACGCUCCUUCCAGUUUGUCACGGAUUGCAUGGAGGGACUUUAUGCUCUGAUGAAUAGUGACUAUAGUAAAGGGCCGGUGAAUAUUGGGAAUGAUGGAGAGUUUACUAUCGAGAGGCUUGCCGAGCUUGUUAUCGAUCUUGUUUCCCGCAUGACAAGUCAACCGCGUGUGUCGAUCUCACAUCUUCCGUCCCCUUUGGAUGAUCCGGCCGUUCGUCGGCCGGAUAUUGCUUUGGUGAGAGAGGUUUUAUGUUGGAGACCUGUGGUUCAGCUGGAAGAGGGGCUGGAGAGGACUAUUCAGUGGCAUAUUAAUGAAAAUCUGUCUGACUAG